This is a messenger RNA of Pogona vitticeps (central bearded dragon), 414 nucleotides long. Lineage: Eukaryota; Metazoa; Chordata; Lepidosauria; Squamata; Agamidae. The record is from RefSeq and is a predicted model, not a curated record.
AUACGCCUGGCCCAGCUGGCUCGGGAAGAUGCUGAAAGAGAAGUGAAGGAAAAGGAGGAAGCUCGGCAGAAGAAGGAACUCCUCCAGAAGAUGGAGAAGGCCCGAAACGAGCCCGUGAAUGACUCCGACAUGGUGGACAAAAUGUUUGGGUUCUUGGGAACGACCAGCUCUUUGCCGGGCCAAGAAGGGCAAGCUCCCAAUGGUUUUGAGGAUCUUGAGCGUGUUUCGAAGGAACUAGAAGAGGAUGACCUGGACACGGCCUUGCCUCUGCCUGAGGAAGAGGAAGAAGACCUGUCGGAGUAUAAAUUUGCAAAGUUUGCUGCCACGUACUUCCAGGGCACGACCACGCAUACCUAUGUACGCCGGCCUCUCAAGCAGCCGCUCCUGUACCACGAGGAUGAAGGAGACCAGCUG